UUCAUUUGAUUCGAAUUCGCUUGUAGUCUGUCGCUCUCAUUGCAAUUUACAUUAAUUUUGCAAAUUUUAUGUCUGUUACAAAGUAUCAACACGCAGUUACAAUUUCAAUACAGUUUAAAAAAUUCUAGACAUGGAAAAUGUUCAACACGAAAUAGAACAAGAAUCAGAUGAAGAUUGUGAAGUGUAUUUUUUAAAACCCGUUAAUGAAUACAAUAUAGUGGAUAAAAUUAAAGAAGCUAAUAAGGAAUUAUUCGGCAAUGAACUUGCCGAUGACAAUGAACUAAUGGCUGAAGCACAACAAAAUCGUAAAGUUAGUUUUGCAGCCAAUUUAGAAGAAUAUGAACCACAAAAUGGUAUAAAUCUAAGAGAGCUGGAAGACAAAUUAGGCAAAGAACCGGAGGAAAAUAAGCAAGAAAUUGAAAUAGAACAGAAAUUAGAUGUUAUAACUGAAGAGGAGGUAGUCAAUGAUGAUGAGGUUAAUGAUGAUGAUAUAAAUGAUUGCAAAGCUAAUGAAAAUUGCGAUACUAACACCCAACAAGACAGGGAAGAAGAAAAAGAAGAACCUGCAUCUACAGACAUGAAUGAUAAUGAAUCUAAUGAGAAUUUAAAUGAAGCUCAAGAGCGGCCAGAAUCUUCAGCAAUUUGUGAAAGUGUGGAUGAAAAUGUUAUACUAGAAGAGAUUUGUGAAGAAAUACUUGUAAUGGAUAUGGAAAAUUAUGAAAAGAUCGAAGAAGAAAAAGAAGAAGUUACAACAAAAUUUGAUAGUCCUAGUGCCAUGCAACGCAAAAUGUUAAAACAAAUAACAUUCGAUUAUACCGAGGAAGAUGAUGAACCGGACAACAAAAGUCUAACUAAUCUUUUAAUAUCCGACAAUGAAAAUGAUCCGAAUGAAGACGAAGCUGCUAAUGAGGAUUACAAUUGUAAUGAAUCUAUAAAUGAAGACACAGACAACGAUGAAACAAUUCCCCUAACCCAUAACGAAUACUAUGAAGACGAUGAGGAAGAUGAUAAAUUGUCCAUAAUAGUAGCCUCUUACUUACCCGAUGAUAUGGCCUGUGAUAAAACCUCCUUAAACGCAUCAUCUCGCAAAUGCUCACCACAUUCUAAUAAAUCUCGUAAAUUACCUUUCAAUAAACGUUUUUCAUUUCGACGUAAAGCAAGAUCCUCAAAUGCCAUUGGCUCCUGUUCAAAUCAUCAUUCCUCAAACAAUCGCCGCUUUAUGCCGCCACCCGAAGUAACGGAUUUAAAGCUGCAUUACAAAACCUGUUGCGAAUUUAAAAAUGCUCAACAAAAAUUACCCAAUUAUACGGGUUACCUAUCAGAAUAUGGUCUCUCGAAAGAGCAGUUAAUUGAAAGAGAUCGUAAAUUACAGCAAAAACAACAAGGCAAAGAGGUGAAUUCAUUAAGGUCGACGGAAGCAGAUAUGCGUAAAAUGCAUGAUAAUGAGAGAGCUUUCACAACAUGGCUUAAGAACAAAAUGCGCUUUCCUAUAAAUAAAACACGAAAUAUGUUCGAUGUUAAGAGACCAUUUGGUCUUAGGAAAUCUACAAGUGUGGGUGGUAAUACUUUAAAUGAGGACACUAAACAGAUUUUAAAUACUACAAAAUAUCGUAGUAUUAGUGCUAAACUUAAAAGAUCAUAAAUCGAUAAUAUAAUAUAUUUUAAUUUACUUACAUUUUUACGAGCUUAUGUAAUCCGCUA
Lucilia cuprina (Australian sheep blowfly) is the source of this 1701-nucleotide messenger RNA. Its product is annotated as protein ecdysoneless homolog. The coding region runs from base 131 to 1642 and encodes 503 amino acids. NCBI's taxonomy places the organism in Eukaryota, Metazoa, Arthropoda, Insecta, Diptera, Calliphoridae. The record is from RefSeq and is a predicted model, not a curated record. The transcript has 2 exons.